Molecule: messenger RNA, 585 nt
Organism: Diplodia corticola
Lineage: Eukaryota; Fungi; Ascomycota; Dothideomycetes; Botryosphaeriales; Botryosphaeriaceae
Exons: 1
Coding region: 1-585 (194 amino acids)
Source: RefSeq, a predicted model, not a curated record
AUGGCACGUUCAUUGAAGGCUCACGAUGUGGCAGGGAUGGUUAUAUGCCUAGGGGUGGCACUCUUCCUCGUUGUCACGAUACUCAAGUCCUUCCACAUGGCGUUUGGUUUCAUAUUCCCCAUUAUUUCCCCGGAGGAGAGGGAGGGCUUGCAAAGAAACGGCACCGUCACUCCUAUGUUUACUGUGACCGGUCCCAGUGCAGUCACCGUCGGCGAAGCCGCGACAGUGACCGUUAGAGAAGCCACAACAGUCACGGUUAGAGAAGCCACAACAGUCACCGUUCACGAAGCUAUAACAGUCGCGGUGACUGUCCCGAACGCGGAGGCAUUGACGUCUGUGAGCACCAAAGUUGACUCUUGCAGUCCAACUUCAAAGGUACGCACAUUCUUCUCGCAGUGGUCUACGCCGGUGGCCAUAGUCCAUGACCUUACCAGUGCAGAGACAAGUAUGAAGACUCUCACUUUCACGGGCGCGCUAACACAGGUUGUCUGCGCUCCCAGCCUCAGCACUCCCACGUCGUUCAAUACGGUUUACACGGCAGGCCCGAUUCAAACUGGCCGAAACCAUGUGGCGGUGACACCGUAG